AUGUCCGCCGCCGCCGCCGCAGCCGCCGAGCCCGGUCGGCCGCCACGCUGUCUCGUCGGUUGCGCGCUCGUCGCGUCCGAGGCGGCCGCCAACAUCGCGCGACAGUGCCGGUCCAAUCCCAGGCUGUUGUCCAUGCUGGUCGAGGAAAAGUGCGACUCCGAGGCCAACCGCAACCGGUUCGCGCACGACUUCAAGACGCUGGCGGACGUGCUGGUGCAGCACGUGGUCGCCAAACGCUUCGGCUUACAGGUACGUGCGAAAAUCCGAACCGGCCUGUUUCCCGCGGUUAAAUUUGAAUUCACGUCGCCCGCGAGAUUUUCGUCGACCUGUUGUUCGGCUUCUAUAAUGUUUAUGUGUUUAACAAACGUCGUCGAUCAAACCAAAUAAUUAAUUUACGACCGGUAGUUUUUCGGAAAAAAAAAACCAGUAUACCUAAUCAUUUCUCAAGACUCGGGAAUUUUAAUUUUGACAUUGUAUAUCUGUACCCAAACAUUUAUUACCGUGAUAAAUUAUAAGAGUCGGAUUUCAGAUUCUGAGCGGAGCGAGGGAUGUAUUAAUUUUACAAUGAUGUUUAUUUAUUUAUUUAUUUUUUCUGUGAACAACUUUUCUACCAAACAUUUUGCUGUUUCAAGUAUAGCAUCUUUUCUGAGAGGAUACUUUAUUUGGAUGGUAUUGUUUAAGGGCAAUUUUUUUGAUUUUCUAAAUGGUUUUCAUAAUAACAGAAAAAACGUAGGAAAAACUGGAAAAUUUACUACACGUAUAAUUUUCAAUUUUGUUUUUUGUUGUGAUUCAAUUAAAAAUAUUCGUAGAGCCUUGACAUUUGGACAGAAAAUUUUGCUUUUUAUAAACGUGGUACAAUUUUCAAAAUAUUUUAGCCAUUUUGAAUACUAUUCUGGUACUUAGUGGACCAAUUAGAAAUACUUGAAAAUUAAACAAAAGAUCUAUUAUAAGUCGUACUAGUGGUAAAAAAAAAAAAAUUGAGUGCAAUGUAGAAUUUUUUUAAUGAGAAUUUUAGCAUUUAUCACAUUUUGACGAAAAUCGUAAAAAUGACAUACUACUGAACUCUGCUCAGUAUCGUUUUUCGUUAGCAAAGAUUAAUCGUUGAUUCAGAUAUACAUUUAAUUCCCCUCUAUAUCCUACCUUCCCAACUUCUCUUCUACAAUAGUGACCCACUCAUCGUGUGAAAUAUGUCCAUAUUUUUAUGAUUACAGGUAUUGCUACGAAAUAAAAAAAAAAACCUGGUACUCUGGAAUGCCUCCCCUUCCCUAAUAGUCAUUAUAGGGGACCGUUUACGUUAUUACUUUUGCUUUAAAGAUCCGAUAAAUCCGAUGGCUUUUUGUUUAAAUUUAAAAUUCAAAUAUUAUUUAUAUAGGUACUUACAUUGUUUGUGUACGACGAGUCGUCGUGUUUAAUAAUUUAGCGUUUUAAAUUUUACGAGCGGAGCUGUUAUAUUCUAUUGCUGUGUAAUAUUUGUCUUCGAGGGAACAGUCUGUACUAAAACUGUUCAGAUUUUAUAUACCUACUUUAUAUAUAAUAGGGGAAAUUUGAAUUACUUCAUAUUCGAGACAAUUGAUUUUAUUUUUGUAGGAUAAAACAAGAAAUUGUUCAGAUAAAAGUAUAGGUUUUUAUUUAAAUCGGUUUUGGUUAUUUUAUUUUAUUUUUCGGAUCUAAAUAAUUCUAUCGUAAAACCUUGGAAUUUUCAACUUUUAUAUUUAAGUUCGCGUUCUAAAUAAUUAUUUUAGAUUAGAAGCGUAGCGAGAAAUUUAUUGGUUUUACAAUGAUGUUUAUUAUUAUUAUUUUUAUUCUGUGAGCAACUUUUCUACCAGUAAUCUUGCUUCGAUGUAUCUAUCUUUUCUGAAAGGAAAUUUUAUCUAGUGGAUACUUUAAUCAGGUAAUUUUGUUGAUUUUCCAAGCAAUUUCUGUUAUAAUUGGGAUAAAACGUAGGCAAAACGGGAAAAUUUACGUAUACUAUGUAUAAAAGAAACUCUGCUCCGAAUCGUUUUUCGUUAGAAAUGGUUUACGUUACGUACAGAUAUAGGUAAAUUAAAUUCCCAUAUAUGUCCUACUUUUCAAACUUUUCACCUACAACAGAGCUUCAUCCACUGUGCGAAGUAUGCCUGUCUUUUUUAAACUGCAAGUACGUGUUUUGUACAAGAUUGAUUAAUUUAUAUUAAUGCAUAAUUUGAAAUCCUAAUCUCUCAAACUUUUAACAUAUUAUUCGGAUUAAUUAAUCAUAAUAAUAAUAAUAAUAAUAAUAAUAUUAUAUCACUGUAUAAUUAAUUAAUUAUAUUUAUUAAGAAAUCACGUUUAUUCAAAAAAUGUUUCGCGGUCGAAUAUUACGACGGCACGCAAUAUUAUUAUUAUAAAUUAUGUACCGAAAAUAUUAUUGUUUCAGCGUAAUUUUGCGAUAUUUUUAUUAUAACACGAUAAUUUAUAAAGUUCGAAUAAUUAGUGAGUUAACUAAUAAUAAUGCGUUUAUCUUGCAGUAUUGUGCCGUAAAACAAUUACAAUAACAAUUUUGUUGUAAGAUUACGUAUAGUAUAAUGUAAUAGUAAUUUGUAUUUCCUAACUUUACGAUUUUUCGUUAAUAUUCCUUUGGCGCAGCAUGGAAACACAUAAAUUUAUUAUACUUUUUAUCUGGUCAAUUCAAUCUUUGGCAGUAAAGUAAUAUUGUUUACUGUAUAUGCAUAUAGGCAUGCGCACGUGAGGGGCAAGGUGGGCAGUUGCCCCCCCCCACCCCCGGGGCAUUACUGCAUUUAUUCAGGUAGUCAUUAUUUAGGUAACCGUGUUCAAGAGUUCGUGACUGAUAUAAAUAUGAUAACAAUUUACCACGAAUCUGGGAUAUGAACAAAAUGAUCAAGUUCAUUAUUAUUAAUUAUUGUUUUUAUAUUAAUAACAAUGCAUUAUUUUGUGAUUAAUAAUGAGAAUAUAGUAUAAAAUAAAGUUUGAUAUUUUUGUAUUAUUUUAGUUACCUAUUAAAUUAUUAAAUUCACUGAAAUAUAUAUAUUUAAUAUUAGAUUAACCUAUUUGGUUCCCUCUUCUCCUAGAAAAUAUUUCCACAGUCACUGGUGAUGUUGACAAAACAAAAUGUUUGCCCCACCCCCUGCCAUUAAGGUCUGUGCACACCAAUGACUGUAAGGGUAUGUUAUAUAAUUUACGUGUGUUACUAUUACUAGGAUUUUCAAUGUGUGGAGGGACUAAAAUAUUUGAUUAAAAAAAAAAAGUUUUACAAAAUACAUAAUUGUGUGUAGUACAAUUAUAUUUUGUACUCUUGUUAAAUAAGUAGUGCAAUUGUUCGACGAUUAUAUUAUUUUAUUAGUGGUAAUUUUUGAGUGCAGCUAAAAUAAUUUAUAUUUAAUUUUUUUGUACAUUAUACGGCCAAUAAGUGGGACUGAAACCUCUUUAGCUCCCAUUUAUUUGUUCUCCGCUGCGCGGUUGACCUCGAGUUGGGUCCCGACGACAUGAAUUGGCCGACGUAUUUUAACGUGGACAGGGGUUGGGUCUUGCCAUAUUUUACAUUAUUAUUAUUUAUUAUAUUGAAAUCGUUAACGUUAACUAAUUAGUCUAGCUUAAUAGAAUUAGAUCCAGAAGAUACUACGUGAACGUUGGCUAGAAAUAGUCUCCAAAAAGUUUGAUUUCUUGUUACUUUAUUCUUGUAAAAUUAUAAAAAUAUAAAAAUUAUUACUAUCAUUAUCAAAUUAUUUAAUAAUAAUAUAUUAGUAUCGAGUAUUAUUUUUUAUUUCAUAAAAUUCACAUUAUUUUAUCGACGAUUAUUAUUACGGAUAUAAUAUAAUACUGUUAUUAAUAAAUAAUAUUAUUACCGCAUAUCUAAAUCGAACACUAUCAAAUAAUACCGUGUACCCAACUCGAAUUUAAUUUAAACGAUAAAAAAAAAUUACUCCCGGGAUAAAAUAUCCUGGGAGGUAAUUUCAUUACUUUACCGUAUAGCAGCGGUUCUCAACGGGGACGUCAUCGACCCCCUGGAAGAGGGGGCGGUGAUGAAUGGAGAUGUCCUGCGGGGUGGUAAACUUGUGUUGGAUAUUCGAAAGGGGAGAGGGUUUGAACAUGUUUUAUGAAUGAUUACACAUUUCCAUGUUUAGAAAAGUAAAUAGUAAUUCGAUUACAUACAAUUUUGAGGCAGUCAAUGAAAGCGUAUAAUUACUUGUGAACGUUUUCUAAAGGUAAUGGAGUUUCCCUUGAAAAGUAACACGCUUGUCCGAAACUGAGAUUAAUCGUGUUAAUUUCGGAGAAACAAAACAUUGUAAUGUUAAUAUUAUAUCGAUACUUCAGACUUCUUAAUUAAUUGUUGGUAAUAUAUUACUGAACAAAUUAUUUACUCGAUUCUCGUAUGUAUUUUAAUGAUUAUUAAUUAAACAUACCCAAAUUAUACCUAUACAAGGCAAUCUAUGAAAAUUUCAACUCAUAAUUUACUAAUUACAAGUGUCGACAUUUUUAUACUAGGUAAUUGUUUUCGUGACUCGAGUUGUAAUAAUAUGUAGUUGUACAGUUUGUAAUACAAUUUCAGAUAUUUUCUUAUGUAAUUUUGAAUACUACACUACAUGUAUACGUCGUGCACUUCACCUAUUGUUUGGUAAUUUAUUGUCCUGAGACCUGUUCCGAAAUUUAUUUGAAAGUCAUAAUCCCCCAACCGAAAAUGAACGAAAUACGCGUACGCAAAUAGCUAAAUGUCAAGAACAAAAUUACAGAUAAAAUCAGUGUAUUCAUCGGCCACUGCCCGUACAGUUUGUAACGUGCCAGUCAGAAGAACAAAGAUUGGAGGAGCGUGAAAUAAUUUUUAUAAAAUAUACAAAAGUGUCAUAAUAUGCUCGUGGCUUUAUCACCGCCGUUCAUUGUUGUGCUGCUAUAUUUAUUCUGUCGUUGUGUGGUCGUAUCUGGCCGUAUUUAUAAGUUAGUUUUAGAAAGUAUUGGGGUGGAACGCGUAUCUUUCAUAGAAAUGAAGCUUCGAACAUGUUCGAAGAACGGGAAAGAGUUCUGCAUGAACGUAAAUUUCCGUUCCUCCUAAAAAUUUAUUUUGGACUACAUUAGGUAAAAAAAAAAAAAAAGGAAUCCUUAAAACAACGAGGAACGGGAACGAAUUAUUUUUUAAAAGGUACUUUCCCAACGCUGAAUUCAGACCACAUUUGGAAACGUUGAUACGCACUUGCUAACAUUUAGUCUCCUACUCUUAUUUAUUGUUGUCUGUUAUAGGCCCUAUAUUAAAUAUCGAAAAUGAUGUUAUUAUAUAUUAUUAAUAGUAUUCUGGCUGCAUUGUACUAUUGCGAGUACAAUAUGUGUCGAGAUCUAUUUCGGGUUUACGUGAGUUUUACAAGAAGCGUGCGAGCACUUAACAAGUUCGUAUAAGAAUACAGAUUGCAGAUAAUAUAUAAAUUUACCAUAGUAUUAUUAUUGUCAAAAAGUAUAAAAUUAUAUACAAUAAAAGAAAGCAACGAAUCUCAAAACAUACACGAGUAUUCAUGUAUUUACCGCCUAUACUACACAUAGGUUUUGUGCCGAACGUUCAAUAUGUUUUACUUCACAAAACUCGCAGGUAAAAGUGGUACCCGUUAGUUAAUAAUUUUGUUUAAUAUUAUUUUUUGUUUUAUAUGUACGUCUACAAUUAGACGACCGUGAGUCCCCGGGUGGUGGCGGGUGGCCAACGCGUUUACGAGCAUUCGGUCAAAUCACCGCGUGACCUUUCCGAUGUCGUUCAAAACUAUAUUAUCUAUUAUACUACUAUAUAAUAGACCACGAUAGUUUACAGUACAAAAUCAGAGUUAUCUAUUUAUCAUUUACAUUGUUCUGUAGUCCGUUUAAGACCUCGAGCGUGUAAUUAUUAUUGUUUUAGAUUUAAAAUAACAACGUAAUUGGAAAUAACAAAAAAUAAAUAAUUUAAAAUUCGAUAAAAAAAAAAAGGACAGUUAAUUUUUCCAUUUUAGAUUUUGAGCGGAGCAAGAAUUUAUUGGUUUUAUGUUUGCGUUUUUUUAAAAUACAUUUUUUUUUUUUUUUUGUCUCUGUGAUCAAGUUUUCUACCAGAAAUCUUACCCCAAUCAGAAAACGAAAAAGAGAAUAUUAUUAUUGAAUUUCAGAUCUAGUUGGGUGGUGAGGAUUGAGGUGGUAAUUUUUUGAUUUUUCAUGUGGUUUUAAUUAUAAUCAAAAAAACCGGAAACAAUGUACAGGAAAAAUGGACAAAUAUUUACGUGUACUCUGUAUUAUAUUUAAAUGUUCAUUUACUGCAUUUUAUGAUUUUUUCCCAAUCAUUAUGGAAACCGUUAUAAUUGAGAUACGCCGUUCGUCGUCUACAAUAUCCCUGCGCACACAAUCGAUACGGAUAUUAUGUAUUAUUCGUGCAUGUUAUAAUGCUACUUAUUGAGGGCACGAUUGUCAACCGAGUCACCGUGGACACUCAUAGUGACUGUAUUGUUGUGCCUGUUGAUGAUAAAAGGUCUAAUGAGACUUUUUUUUUUUUUUUUAAAACUAUUAAGUGUAUUGGGCGUAUUUUUAACCAUGGUAUAUAGAAUCAUCACACAAACGCAAAGAAUCCGUACUAUCACCUAUAAUUUGCAGUCGGUUUUAUUUUAGUUUCAUACAAUGCCCCACUGAGCCCCACUGAGUGAACUCGUGUGGGGGCCCAGGAAUUGUAAUUGUGAUACGUUUGACUUAAGGCAAAAGUGUCUAAAUUUCAGAUUCUGAGUGUGUUAUAGCGAAAAAAAUUUUUUUUUUGCUAUACAAUUUGAGCUUUUAAAAUUUCUCUUUAUCUGUAAACUUGCGAGUUUCUGAUCUAAAUGACUUGGUCUAAUUGGAAAUUCAGCAUAGGUUGUUGAUGAAAGCUUCUAAGCUUCCGCACCGGACAUUUGAUUUUCCCAGGAGUUUUCAAAUAAACAGGAAUAACGGGAAAUGUGUUAUUUUCAAAUCGUAAAUAUUACGGUCUUUCAAAACAUGUAUAAUCAAACUUUGCUCAAAAUCUUUUUUCGUUAGGAAAUAUCAAUCGUAGCGUAUAUGUUAGAUAUACAUUAAAUUCUCCUCUACAUCCUAUAAUUUACCAACUUCUCACCUACAACAGUAGCCCCCCUAUCGUGCGGUGUAUGGCCGUAUCUUUUUUUUGUUUAUUUCUAUAGUACCUAUUGAUUACCCGGAGAAAAAACUAUUUUUUAUUUUACAGGUGCCCUCGUUUUAAUUUUUUGUUCGUUCAAUACUGUGCGUAGGCAAAGCCGGAUAAUAUAGCUAGUAUAAUAUUAUACAAAGACAAACUUUAAUAUCCGACAACACGUCGUGAUGUUUCGUAAAUAAAAUGUGUAAUAAAACUGACACGAAAAAAUGUAGUAUUUUUAUUAUGUGUAUUAAAAAUGUUAAUUUGAUCUUUCGACUAUAACACUGUUGUAGUAUCGCACACCAAACGUACAGAUAAUGUUUCUAUGGCACCGUAUAUGAUAAUUUAUUACACUGAUUAUAUACAGUGUAAUUUAUUUAUCACGAACUAGCGAUUUUUUGAAUGGGUUUUAGAUUAAAAAACGGACCACCCUGGUAUUAUUAUUAUAAUAUACACAUUUUGCAAGCGAGUCGACUUGAUUGUCAAUAUUUUUACUGUUACAACAUUACAACACCGGUCGUCGGAAUUGUCGCAAAAAUAAGUUUUACGUCGGAAACUCAUUAGCGCCGUUACACGUCCGUACAUAAUUUAUUUGUUGUAAUUACUCCCAUAUUGUGUUCAAAUAUGCACAUUGCGAGUUAACCCCGUUGCAGGUUUUACAUUUUUUAACGAGAUUUAAAUAACGUUUAAAUUCCGCGUAUUAUAUAUAUAUAUAUGAGUUACCUCGUAUAUCUAUGAAUAUUGUAUAUCUACAUAACACCACGAUUAGCCCUUCGAGUGAUUAAUUUUAAUCUCGUUGCUAAUUGUGUGUUGUUUUUUUUAAUUAAAUAUUUGAUUACUUCGUUGCACAACGGAUAACUCUAGUUUUUUUUUUUAUUAAAAAAAAAAAAAAACGUUUAAUUGGAACAAAGAAAUUAUUAGUUUUACAGAGAUAAGUUUUUUUUCUUGGAAAACAUUUUUUAGUUAAUAAAAAUGUUCCAAUUUUUUCGUUCUAUACCGUAAAAUAUACGAACAUUCCAAACAUUACUCCACUCACAAUUAUAUUUCGUUUGAAUCCUAUCUACCCAACUACCCGCCUCUAACUGUGGUCUAUAGUGCGGAAUGUGUCCGGCUUAUAUAGACCUGUAAUAUUUUUUAGAUUCUGAGCGAAGCGAGAAAUGUAUCUAUUUUACAAUGAUGUUUAUUUUUAUUUUUUCUUCAAGAAAUAAUUUCUACCAGAAAGCUUACUCUGAUUAUCAAGUAUAGCACCUUUUUUGAAAUUCUCAUUAAUAUUGAAGAUAAUGAGGGAAACCUGGUUCUUUAGGUUAAAAUAUAUUAAAUCAUUAAAAAUAACGUUGUCAAUUGGCAACCGUUCUUUUUUUAUUUUUUAUUAUUAUUAAGUUUUUAUUAUUUUAAUUUUUUUUAGACAAUCAUUUUUGUCAUAAGAACGUACAUUGUUGAAAAAGGUAGGUAAAUAGGGACUUAAAAUUAUAAUAAAUUAUAUUGUAUAAAGUUAAUUUUUUACGGAUAAUAAUGAUAAGGGUAAGAAUGAUGUUUCACCUACAUAACACACAAAAAAUUGUAAACAUUUGGAAAAGAAAUUAGCUAACUAAUUGUAAAUUUAUUGAAAAACACAUUAAAACUACUUAUAAUCAAUAUCUUGUUAGAUGUAAUUUAUUAUUUAUUUUAUUAUAAAUCAAUCACAAAUAUGGAAUAGUAGAAUAGUAGAAUAUGUUUACUACUUACAUAAAAACAUAAGCGUUUAUUGGGUAGUUAGUUGUAUUCAAUAUUAUGCAUUAUACUUUGAUAUGACAUAUUUAUUGUUAACAAAGUAUCACAAUCAACUGAACUCAGUUCAGAAACAUUUUUUCGUAAGCAAUGGUUUAUCGUUGCUUACAGAUAUACACUGAAUUCCCUUCUGUAUCUUACCUUUCAAACUUCCCAUCUACAACAGUAGCUGCACCCACGUGCGAAGUAUGUCCGUCUUUUUUUUCAGAUUUAUUUGAUUUAUAAACAUUCCCUUUCUAGCUGCUUGGAGUCUAAGAAACAAUUUAUAAUUAGGUUCUCCUUUAGUAUUCUCCAAUAUUAUUUCAUUUUUGAUUGGUCCGUGUAUUUUUCUCAGCAUUUUUCUCUCAAGGACGAAUAUAUAGUUUCUAAUGGGCUCCUUGUGUCGUAUACCACGUUUUGCAAGCAUUAUUGGAUAGACUAUUGGUUAUAGGUAAUCUCAACACAGUUUUUUGUUUUUUUUUGUUUUGGUCGUCUUUACUCCUAAAAUAACGUUCUUGGACGAUUUGAUUUCUGUAGCUCGACUUAUACCGAUUAAAAACUUUAUAUAAUUAUACAACGUUUGUUUAAAAUUAUAAUCAUAUUUCUGGAGGAAAUAAUUGCUACCUGUGUUAAAAAUUGGAUUUACGCUCAAAACGAGCUGAGAUUGUUAAUGCGAAUAAAAAUUAUUAUUUUACCGGGUUGAAAAUUAAUUUUAAUACAAGCGCUUUAUGUGGUCAAUACUUUGGCCGGCCGGCGAAGGUAUUUCAAAUCGUUUUUCGACUAUUGAAAUUCGUUUGAAAAACAAUUCAUUCAUAAGUACCUUCUUAAAAUAUCGUGGCUGUAAGUAUCUAUACUGCGACAACAAACCGCUAAUUGCAAAUAAUUUCCGAGCACUCAUUAUUGAAAUAAUUAGCGUGCAGUUGAACAACUUUUCGUUUUAAAAAUCCAAGACUACAUUAUGACUUAGUUGUAUGCUGGUCAUACCUAACGGUUUAUAUCGAUCAUUGAAAUGUUUAAAUGGCUAGUGAUAAAAAUUCAAAUGCUGUAAAUCUUUACGCGAAAACUUUUUACAUACGAAUUUUAAUGAAACCAAUAGUUUUAUACUUAGUUUUAUUUCGUUGUUAAUGUUCAAACAAUCAUUAUUAAGUACAAAACCUGUGCACUGACUUACAAAUAGACUAAAAUAUAAAUUAUAUCGCAUGAUUAAAUAUGAACUGUCAGUGAUUUAUUGUACGUCAAUCACACUCAUCUGAUAAAAGUUGACUACAACGUUCAAUACAAUUUUGAUGUGCAUUUUUUUUACCAUUCAGGAAAUUGGGUCUACUAUGACAUAAAGUUGUAUUGCAGUAGAAAUUGUUGCAAAUAAUGCAUUAUACACAUGUGGAACGUAGGUACCUUUACAUAUUGUUGUUUAAAAGGAUGUCAUACCCUCAUGUUUUAACCUUUAUUAAUGCGUAACAUAGCAAAGUUACUUAACGUUAUAAACGGUAUAGAAUGCAAAUAAAUUUGUAGUAUUUAGAUUUCAAUUGGCGUUUCGAGGUUAACGAAAUUUAAAGAAUUAAAGUUAAUCAAAAAAUGCAAAAUCUAACAUGGUUGUAACUUUUUUGUAUUACAAUUUUGUUUAAAAAAAGAAGCUAUGUAGGUACAGCUCUCAAAAAUAUUUUUCUCGUUAGUUGUUGUUAUAGGUGUUUAAAUUCUAAUUUCAACCUAAACGUCACAUUUUACAUUUUAAAUAUGAGAAAAAAAUGUUUUCAGAUAGAGAGACAGCCGGAUCUGACAUAUAUAUAUAUAUAUAUAUAUAUACGAUUAUUAUAAAAAUUUCAUCUCUGUUUUAAGUUCAGGCAUACUGUGUAACCGAGUGACUGACGAAUACUUGUUUUUUAUUUUUUCUAGUUUUUUUAGUUAUAUACUUCAGUUUAAUUAAAACAAUUAAUAACAUCAUUGAAAUAGUGUUUGAACUCUAGUAAAAUUCCUCGUAAACAUUUUUUAUUUGCGUGUCUGGCUGUAAGCGUGUUUUGGAUUUUCUUCGACUAUAAUAUUUUGCCACAGGGAGCUAGACUAAUCUUGGUCUGUGAGUUUAUACAAUUGUCAAGAUUGUAUCGAAUUCCCAUAAGUCUGCAUCUUAGUAGGUAUUGAUUAGAGUUCCCUAUAUUUCAUAAACUUUCCUCGUUCUUUGGAUCUUUUGCUAAAGUUCAUGUUGUUAUACGUUAUUUACCCUUGUUCGAGAAUCGCUACCAGAGGGUAUGAUUAUAACAAGUCUUUCCAGAUUGACCAUUAUUGAUCAAACCUUGAAGCUGAAUUUUCGACAGCCCAUCUCAUUAUAUAUGGAUGCUUUCUGGUUUCUUCAUCUCUUGACUCGUUUGAGUUCUAUUAAGCUUUUCUCUGAUAGGUAUUGGAUUACUGGUUGUGAGAAAACUUCUUGAUUUUAGUAGACGUCAAGAAAGAUACUACGGACAUAAAAAAUAAUCGUAAAUAAAUAUUUGUAUAGGUAUGUAUUUUUAAUCGUUGCCGUUUACCAAAUUGUUAAUAUUGAAAAUUAUAAUAUUACAUCUCAUAAAAUAUCGUCUGACGUUGAUCAUUAAAUUUCGUCGAUUACUGUUUUAUAUUAUUAUUUAUAACUAGUUACGACGUACAAUAUGUCGAUAAAAAGUAUAAACUUAUAUAACAUAGUAAAAUAAUGAAUUUAAUCAACUGAGUAUAUUAUACCUUAUAUAAUAUGUAGUCUUUUUAAUCAAUUUUACCCUGCAGGAAAAUAGCAUAGGUAUUUUAGAAAGUCGGAUUUAGGGGAGGUGCAGAGGUGCCUCGUCUUAUGGGUCUACUUAUAAAAGGGCUUCCUGUGUCGUCUGCAUUUGUAUGCAUAUAAAGCGUUCAUUAAAGAAUUAAGCGUAAAGAAAUGUACAUACAAUUUAUAUGAAUACGGCCCAUUUUAAAUUUCGGCUACGUGUACGUGACCCAUCGGACCUUUAAUGAUGGUUACCUAUAUUCCAGAAAUACAUUCAACAUGUUUAAACAUUUUCAGUUGACGAUAAAAACUGUUUUCUAUUGGACUUUGGUCCUUAUUUUAUUAUAAGGCUACUUGUACAACGCGCGGUAAUAGCCCUUGAAGAAUAUACUCGUUACUAUAUUGAUUUCUGUUUUUUUUUUCCUUUUAGCACUCGCUAUAAUAUUCUUAAAGCCAUACAAACAACUAUUAAAUUAUUAUAUUCUCGUAUGCGAACGAUCCUAAUUAAAUAUUUGCGUUACAAGUACAAACAUACGGUUCGUAAAUAUAAACGGACAAAUAAAAAAAAAACCUCUUCAAUUUUUAAAUCGUUACACGUUUAUAUGUUUAAAAAUAAUAUUGUUGUUUGACGGAUCUCCAAAUAUAUAUAAAAAAACAACGUGUUUUGCUUGAAUCAACAGCAUUUUCAACAUUUUUAUUUGCGCGUAUUAUCCAUACGAUGGUAGUAAUUUUGUGAUGGUGUUACAACCAACGUGAUAGUAACUAUCUUAGAUACAGCGUCUAUACACGAUAAUAUAGUAGAUAGUCACAGUGUAGAAGACAUUAUAGUAGAGCGAAUUUCAAUAGAAACGGCUAGGUUACGUGCGUUACGUAAAACUAAAAUUGAACGAUUGUAUGUCCGUCUGUGUUCACACGGCGAUAGUUACUAUUAUUCACAUAGUCUCACAAUAAUUACUUCCAUGAUAGUUAUUAUGGCCCUAUAUUCGGACGACGAUAGUUUAUGAAAGGUAAUAUAACUAUCACGGUUUAAAUUUUUCAACUAUCAAGAUAGUAAUUUCCGAGCUUUAAUUUUCUGUAAAAUAAAAUAACAAUUUUUAACAAUGAUUAUUUUUCGCUUUUAUAGUUUCCCGAAUUGGAUGGUAGCAUAUACGGCGAGGAAAACGAUACGAUCAAAAACAACAAAGGUCGGGACGUGACGAUUAAAGUCGGCGAGACUGUGGCUGAGACGUUGCGCUGUUUGUCCGAAGCUUUGGACGAUGAUUUGGAGUCGGCUAAAAGUUUGGCUGAAGCCGCUCACCGGGAAUUUACACUGAGCGACCUCAAUGUCGAUCGUUAUCCAUGCGAAGAAGAGGAACACAUCGAUUUGAAGAGAAUCGGAAUAUGGAUCGAUCCGAUCGGUAACCCUAUGAAUUAUUAUUGUUAAUACGUUGACAACACUAAUUCGAAUAAUAGGAAAAAUGUAUAGUCUUGCCCUCGAAAAUAUUGUCUUCUUUUUUUUUUUUAUAAUAGAUGAUUUUACUCCAAAACCAAAAUUAACCGAGUUUUACGCAGUCUGUGUAAGGUGGAUUUUGUUAUGCUGCCCGUUAGUUGACUGAGACAGCACAUGCGAAUAUAGCGUGUUAUAUUUCAUUCAAGAGUAACACUUUUUCUGAAAGUAAAUUUUGUUUAGUUUUUGACUAUGAAAGCCACGUAGUUUUCUAAGUAAUUGGGCAAACAUGGGAGUGUUUACGGAAAUAACGGUUUCAUUAUUUUGAAUUUUGUUUUGUUGUUAUUGUAUGGUUACAAAUAUUCAUUAUUCAUAGACCUAUACGAUUUCUGAGCUCUUUAUAGGCAUUUUAUAUUUGCGAUUUUUUUUCAUCUAGUUUUUAUUUUGUAGGUAUUCUGUGGAUAAUAUGGUUUGAUUAAACAUAAAUGUUAAACAAUUGAAUUUGAGGUUUAUUUUAAGUUUAACUUAGUGGUAAAAAAAAAGUUUAGCGUCAUUUAGUAGUAUUUUUUCAUUUUUAUUAUAAGCGUUUUAAAUUCAUAUUAAUUUGACGAAAACAGUAAAUAUUAUGGCAUUUCAAAACAUGUGUAACCAACUUCUUCCAGAAUCGUAUUUCAUUGGUAAUGAUUUAUUGUUGCUUACUUCAGAUACAAAUUAAAUAACUUUAUGUAUUCUACCUUCCCAACUUCAGUGUAACACCCAUCAGCAUUAUUAGCACUUUAUUUAGUUUUUUUUUCUUUUAAAAGUCAUGUAAGCAUUUUCGGUUUUUUUUAAGUUUGUCAAAGCACACAUAAUUUUUAACUAUCGCGCAAGACAAAACACGGAUUUUGUAUAUUAAUUCAAUUAGUAUUUUAUUUUUUAUGAGUUUUUUUUAUUCUAUACUUAUUUAUUUAACAACUGUUAUUUAUUACGGCUAAACAAAUUAACUUACUAAUGCUGUGGCAUUUCAAAUGAGUUACGUGAAAUGCCGGCGACAUUCUAUUAUGGCUACCCACACAUUUGUGCGGUGUACUUAAUUUUGUAGUUCGUUGUUCGUUGUUAUUGCUCGCCAUUUAUUUAUUUUAUUUAUUUAUUCAACGUUUUGCGUUGUUUUCGUCCGGUUAGACAGUCGAAAUUAUAUAGAUUAGAUCAAAUAGAAAAAUAAAUAUAAUACUCGUAUGUAUUUUUUUUGCCACUGGAAAAUUACUGUUUUUUUAAAACUAAGUCUAUAUAUCUGAUAGAUUAGUGUUUUUUUUUUUAAUUAGGUAUAAAUAUUUCUAUAUUUCUAUGUAGACAGUUGUUUUUAUUCUGGCCCUUAUAUUAUAAUAUGAACGUUAACGAAUAAUAUUGACUUCCGUUUUAUUUCAUCUGCGUUUUUCCUGAUAUUAUGAAAACUACUUGAAAAAUCAAAAAAAGAUCUUCCUAUAGUACCAUCUAGUCAAUAUGGCAAUAUUUUUUUUCAAAAAUGAUGCUAGAUACAUUUUUCACUGCACCUAGAAUCUAAAAUUUAAAUUAAAUUAAUCAUUUCCAAUUUUUAUUCUAAAAAUAUAUUAUUUUAUUAUAUUUUUGCAAGUCGAUUUUUCUCACUUAGUUUUCCAUAAUUUUAUCUCAUCCUUGAGAAAAUAUUUAUUGACUUUUACAAAUGAGAAGUGUUUUAUUCUUGUUUUAAUCAAAGUAUUUCCAAGAUCCGGAAUCAUCUUGAUGGCAUUUGGAACUAGUUGCAUUUGUAUUUAAGAAUUAUGGAUAUUUUUUAUAGCAAAAAAGACCAUUACAUGGUUUAUGGGGGAGGGGGACGAUCGCUUCUACUCCUCUCAGGGACGCGUCUGGAAGUGUCCCUCACUUCAUUAGACCAGGGCUGAACUAAAAUAUAUUAUUCAAGAUGUUUGUUAUACCAUAUUACUUCAUGGUUAUAAGUUAUCCAAUUGUUAUCAGAUUGACUGAUUUGUAUAGCUCUUUUCACCAAAAGUUUAUUUAUUAUUCCGAAAUGUCCUUCCAUUCAUCGUUUGAUUUCGUCCAUUUUCGGUUUUAUUAGAUUAGCUAACCAGCAUUAUAAAUUAUAAGUCGCAGAGACGGUGUAUACAUUUUAUUGUAAUCAAACAAAUUGUCGUUGUGGCGUUAACAAUAUUCGACAAUAUUCUUUUGCUGCAGAUUCGACAAAUGAGUAUAUAAACGGAAACGUCGACAAUGUAAACGAAUACGGCUUUCAUUCCAGCGGACUCCACUGCGUUACCAUCAAUAUCGGAUUAUUCGACAAGUACACCGGUAAACCCAUUGCCGGUGUCAUCAAUCAACCGUUUUUUAAAUGCGAUUCUGCCGAAAGGUAGUACUUAUUUAUAAGUAGUAUGGUUAUAUACAUACACGAUUUAUAAUACUAUAUUUAUUACUUAUUGUCAUGGGUUUCGCUGUAUAAAAUUCGAUCAGUAUUUUGUUUUGAACAUAUUUUUUUCUACCGCUAUAAUGCGUUUAUUUUUUUUAUAAAUGAAUUCGGCAAAUUCGUAUAAAUUAUUAUGUGCAUAGAAAGUUAUAUAUUAUCUCGUUUUAUGUAAAUGAAGGUCGGUGUACAUAGGGACUUAUCCUUAGUUCUCAGUUCACCGCCCUUUAAUAUUGUUGUUUUUAAAACAAAACAUUAAUGGUGUAAAAUUAAUCGUUUAUAAAAUACAAUAAUUUAUAAUAUCAUAAAUACUAUUUUUUAACGUCUAACAAAAUUUAUUUGUUUUUGUGAAUAUAUAGGUGGAUCGGAAGAUGUUAUUGGGCGUUUUGCGGCGGCCAAAAAGGUUUACAUUCAUUGCCAGAAUUUGUCAGUUGUGAACAGGUAACCUACACACACAAAAAAAUACGAUUUUUACUCGAUAUUUUGAACAAUUUUAAACGCACAAAUUCAUAUUAUACGAGUAAUAUAGCUUAUAUGUUUUAAAUUUGUUGAAAAAUCGAGAAAAAUUUAAAUUUUUUAAUCGAUUUUAUAGCUGUAUUUCGGCUGAUUUUCGAAAACAAAUAUUUUAUUUUAUUAGUCCAAGUUGUUUAGAAAAAAAUAUAAGUUUUGUAGUGUGUGUGCACACUAACGGCAGAUAGGGCUAUUGAUUGGGUCAUGAGACCAAGGAGCGAGGAUUCUAUAAAUAAGUAUAGACAGGUACCCAUCGAGAAAAUUACGAUUUUUUCAUAGGCCUGUCCGUUACUGGCACGUGUGCAUUUCAAGGGUUAAAAUUUUAAAAAUUAACUCAAAUGCGUAUUUCAAUACAUACGAUCUUGCUGAAAAAAAAUACGGGUUCAUCUGGCUGAAGUAUUUCGUGUUAUACCAUUCGAAUGAAACAUUUGCUAUACAAUAUAUGGUUAAUUUAAUUGGAUAGUGUUAACCUUUGUAUAAUAUCGUGUUAACAUGGAAAACUGUUUUAUGUACGAAGCGUGUAGAAUCUCCGUGUAAACUUUUCUUUACAUUUAUUCUAUUCCGUCGAAAAUUCGUACAGUGGUAGCUGCGGAGUAGCUAUUUAUUGUAUAACUUCAAAAUAGGGUCUAGGAUAUUUUGGUAUGGCCGUUUUGGCGUGUAAAUUGAUAUAAAAAAAAAAUUGAAUUAUAAUUUAUAAUUUAUUUAAUUACAGUUAAUUAAAAAUACUAUUUCAAAUGUAUACUAAAAAACUUUAUAAAUAAACAUUAUAUUGUAAUGAAAUACUAUGUGAUACAUUUCUUAAAUAUGCCAAAAUUGUCUUGUGUAUCUAGUUCUUGAAUUAUUUUUAGUAAUUUUUUGUCUGUUGAGAAAUUUUUUAAUUUUUUAGGGACACUUCUUCCUGGUUCCAAUUGGUAUAUGCAUCCCUUUUAGCUUGGAUAUUUUUUAAGCACGUUAUGAAUGAACUUAAUAUAGGAUAAAAUGUAGGAUUAACGAAGUCCAAAAAAAAUAUUAUUUAUUAUUAUUAUUAUUAUUAUAUAUUAUGUAUAAAAAAUACCUACUUAAGUUGCUUCUGAUAAUCCAACCAGAUAUUUAGAUGUAUAUUUUAAUGUAGAUUCAGCGGUUUCAGGUGCACGUCGUUGUUUCAUCCGGUUAACUGCUUUAUCCCUUUUAAUUUUUGCUACUUGGGAAUCAUGAGUAUGUUUGUCUAUUGAUUUUAUUAUUUCAAUAGCAUCUAUUGUUGCGUGUAUACGAGCUUUACGUGUAGUUUUAUUUCGGUAAUGUCAAAAACAGCGUUUUCCGUCACUACUUAAUGCGUCAAAUAAAUACAUAAAACCAUUAUUCACUAAGACAUCUCGUUCUUGUGUAGAUUAAAUUCAUUUCGACAUGAUGAAUAAAUAUCAAACUCACUGUUAUUUUAACAGCUGACACGAGCGACGAGGUUGAGAGACAACAAAUGAUGCUAAUGAUAAACUUAUCGGGCAACAAAAAAUAAGAAAAGAACAUUAGAUAUUUGGUUAAGGGGUUGGAAUAAAAAAAAAAAAAAAAAACUUGCGAUAUCGAUACGACGCGCGUUUGUACCUAUUACUUGCGCCUCAUAGGGUCCGGAAAGUGGUGGUAUUCUCAUUGGAUUGCACUUGUUCAUUUACUUCUCUCACACCGACAUAACCCGUGUACUUGUUUCAUAAGUUGCCUAAACCUUUUUUCUUAGAAUCGACCGUGCUGCGGUCCCCUUAAUACAAUUAAUUCAAUAUACUUAAAACAUAUACGUUUACAUCAAAACGGCUUCACGCUAAAACGUUCCAUUUCGUAAUAAAUAACAAUUUAUCAUUUAUUUUGGUGAGACGGUACUAUCGAAAAGUUCUUGCGACAAGUACGCCACAGAAAAUCCGUCAUAACAUUAUGUUUUAAAGGUGCGCAAACGCUUAUAAAGGAUACCACGGACUAAGAUGGUAGACUGUUGGACUGGCAUCGAACAGCUAUUUAUCAGCAUCAAAUUAGGAUACAAGUGCGAGGGGUCAAAAUGCAGACCAACAGUUUACAACGCUAUUUGUUAACUAAAUGUUUGCAACUUUUAAAUAAUAAGACGAUAGUACCAAUUACUAACUACCAAUAUAAUAAUAAUACAUAAAUUAAUACUAAAACAGUAUUAACAAUUUAAAUUUUUUAUUUGUAUGCGUUCACAAGUUUUUAUUCUAUAUUAUUAUUCAAUUAUAAUAAAUAAAAUAUUACCAUGAUUUAAACUUCGGUGCCAAAUAUGAUAACCGACAGCGUUAAAACCAGUUGGAGUGCAGUGUUGAUGAUAACGGAGGAGACGUUUGCUUGCCAUCCCCUCAGCAGUUAAAUUACUAGUCCAUCAUAUUUCAGUGUCUUAGUCCACGCAUAACAAAAUAUUAUAUGUGAAUAUAAUAUUUCGUUCGAAUUAAUACACGUCCUAGCUAAUAUUAAAAUUACUAAAUUAUAUCUCUUUCACUUAUCCGCGCUGCUUUGGAUAUUGAAAUUAAUAAUAUUAUUAUUAUUACGAUUAUUUAAACUACGGAUGAAUGUGUAUGCAAACUUUGUGUUUAACACGGGCUACCUACUUAAAAAAUCAUAGACAUACACAAUAGAUAGAUCACGCAUUAUACUCAUUUUAUGUACAUAACACUUUGAUGCAAAGAUAUGUGCGAGAAACACGGACUCUAACGUAACUUUUUAUUAUUAUAUUACAAAAUAAUUAUAAAAAAAUUGAUAGAUAAUGUAAAAAAAAUAUUAAUUAAUUCAAAUUCGAAUAGUGUGAUGUUAUCAGUUAUCAGUUUUCAUCUCAAUUAUUACCUAGAAGUGUUAUAAAAUUGCAUAUGACACCAUUGAAAAAAUCAGCUAUAUGAGUCUGUUUUUCUCACACAUAUCAUGUUGGCUUUAAUAUAUUUCACUAAUGUGUGAUCUAUAUAUUAUGUGUCUAUGUUAAAAAUAUCUGUGUAAAUAAACGGAUAAAAGAUAAAAAAAAAAAGAUUGUUUAGUCUAUUGACGUCUUGUCUAUAUAAUAUGUCGGUAAUUUCAGGCUAUUUUAUCUCUUUAAUCUUCACGGUUAAACUACAUUCACAGGUAAACACAAUGUGAUAGAUAAAUACGCGCAAUUUUAGAAUAUUCAUCUAAUUUAUUUUAUUCGAUUUUUUCCCUCAAAAAAAUAUUACAGUAAUAAUAAUUUGUCAUUUUUCUUUAACGCGUGGUACCUACGCUGCAGCGUAGCAAUUCAUACCGAUUUUCCGACAAUCAUUAUCCGAUCAACAAACCGAAGCGAUAAGAAUGCUGAAAAUAAAUUCGAAUUCAGCGUGAAUAAUAAAUACUUACAUAAUGCAAUGAGAAAAUUGUUUAAAUUUAAUUUAAUUUUAUUAUUAUUAUUAUUUUAGGAGUUUAAACACCUGAUCUCGCUUGGGUACACUUAUUUACGCUGAAUUCAAUUUUUUUUUUUUUUUUAAAAAUUCGUAUCGCUUCAUUAUAAUAUCGAUAGGUCCGACUGUAGGAAAGAAUAAAAGAACAAAGAACGGUAGACAAGGAAAUCCUAAAUCCUCGAAACAUCGGUGUUCUUUAAAACAAAGUCGAUCACCAACUAUAGUGCGCCUCGUUACGUUUCGGCGGAAUUUUGUAAAAAAAAAAAAAAAAAAAAACGUAGUUUUUUCGGCGAAUGUCAUUCUGCGCGUGAUCAGUAAAAUACGGUUGUCUUAAAACAAAUACGAACCGUACAAUAAUUCUGGUCGGUGGAAUUUGUAUGGUUGCCUGUGUAUUUCGUUUUAAAACGACUACAUAUCGUAGUAUUACAAUGCUGUCUCUUAAAAUGCAGUCGAUUCAAAGUUGACUCUUAAUAUUUAUGUGUUACAUGCACGCGGAUGACAGGAGCUGGUGGUGAUCAGUAACAGCGAGACGGACGCGGCCAGGGUGGCGCUGCAGCGGUCCGGCUACACGGUGGCCACGGCGUCCGGAGCGGGUUACAAGCUGCUGUGCGUGGCGCUGGGCGUCGUCAAGUGUUACGCGCUGACCAAAGACUCGACGUACGCGUGGGACACGUGCGCCGCGCACGCUAUGCUCGCGUCCCUGGGCGGCACGGUGUGCCGCCGCGGCGGUCCGGCCGAACCGCUCACGUACCGGCCCAAGGGAGACGCGGGCCAAGGGCAGGCCCGUCACUGCAACGCGGGCGGCAUAAUCGCGUCGCGCGACCCGCGAACCGUCGACCGGGUGCACGCGCUGCUGUUGGACUGCAACCGAUGACGGCGCCGGCGACGGACGUAACGCAACGCCACAUGCCACACACCGCUACGCACCACGAGUGCGUCUGCAAGCAGCACAGCCGGCAGCUAAUAGAUAAUUAUAAUAUUGUUUAAGUGUUUUGGAAAAUCGCCAGGAAAGAUGGACGUAUUGUCGAAUCGGCGGUUUUGGACAAUAUUUCUCCCAGCUGUCCUUGUGUCCCGUUGCAGCGCAGAGUCGGCGUAAUUGUAACGAUUUAGUGAACGGUUUUAUAUGCAAUUACAAACAUGAUAAUAUUUAUACAUGUGUAUGUUGUUACAAUACGCAAAUGCGUACGUUAGCAUGAAAUGUUAUGUACGAAAAAAACAUCAAAAUACGUGGGAAAAAAUGCACAUUUUCGGCAAUUCGAACAUUAACUAUCUAUUUAUUCUACAACAAAAAUGUGCAUAUACAUAUAAAUCCGUUCUCUAAUUACAAUAAUAUAUUUUUUGAUUUAUUUAGAGGAAAAAAAAAAUAGAAUAUAGGUGUAUCUAUUAUUAUUGUACGUGGCAAUGUUCGUGGUCUUUGCUCGAGUCCGAUUAUUUAUAAGAAUAGUAAUAUAACUAUCGCGACUUUCAAAGAUCCAUAUAUUAUAUCUGUUCCCUUUACUCAUCGAUAUAUUUAUAAAGGUUCUUCUGCUUUUGAAAUUGGGUCUUUCACCUAAACCCCUUCCCCUCCAUAAUUUUGGAUGAUAUCUGUGGAAAAAUUAUUUACGACAAACGAUCUUCGAGACUUUCCUAUUCGGUCAACUCACAUUGUGCAAUGAAAAAUUAUGUACAAAUUGUGUAUGGGGGUGAGGGUAAUGUAAUGGUGGGCUCUAUCAAAUGAUGUAGCUUCGGACGGAAACAUUUUUUUUUGCCCUCAAAAACACAAUGUUUGAAUGAAAAUGAUUUUACGUCAACAUAGUGAGAAAAAAAAAGUAGUGAAUCCAAAAAGACUUAACAAAUAGAAUACGAUGUAAAAAAAAAUAAAAUAUAGGUACUGACAUUUGGUUUCAGUGUUUUAUUUUAUGAAAUUAAAAAAAAUUAAAUCCAUCAAUACGGAUGAAUGUAAAGAAAAUUAAAUUAUACGUAAUUGAUUCUUAGUAAAAAUUAUACGCGCCACUUUUCUUAAAUAUUUUAAUUUUAGUUUUGUACCAUAAUAAUUUUAUUACGUGCCUAUAUUUAAAAUUGCUAUAAGUGUAAUGGUUUAGCAGUACCCUUGUAAUUGUCUCGAUUGAAAUUGAGUGACUUCCGCAUUAGUUAUAUUAUUUGUACGCCAUUUAAAUACCCAUUAGAGGGUACCUAUAAUAAUGUUUGUUUUAGUUUUUGAAGCAUCGCAUAAAAAUAAUAUUUUAAAUUAUGACCACCAUUGUUUAUUGUUUGCAUAUACAAUGUAAAACGUACAGCUACAAUACAGUAAUGUACAGUCAUGAUAUAAAAUAAUUUUAUCAUCUUGAUGGUACCAUUUCCUCAGUUCGGUGUCUAAAGCUGGCUAUCCUAAUGGAUUCUGGUGGUUUUCUUAGGUAUUAACCAGCUGGCUUGGAUGAAAUUCGUUCUGGCAGUCUUGCAGCAUGGUUUUACACAACAAACCGAAGGUUUUUCGUUUUAAACAUUCCAAGUGAGAGUAGUGAAACAUGAACCAUGUAUAAUAAUCAUUAUUCGUAAUCGUAUAUUAUUGCUAUCGCCGAGCGUCGGUAGACCCGACCCUUUAUAGAUUUUCUAAGAAAAAAAAAAAAAAAAAUCAAUAAUAUAUAAAAUAAUAUACUCGUAUUUACAACAGUAUUAGGGCAGAAAUUGGAAGUGUAAAUAACUGGAGGGAAAAUAAUUUUUAGACUGAAUAAUUAUGUAAUUCUCAAAAACUUUCUCAUUUUAUCAUUCCGAUGAACUUCUUAUUAAAUUAAAAUAUCAAUGUGCAUUGAGUAAAAUAUUAUUUUCAUCUAGGCCUGGUCUUUCUGAAUUGUUUUACCAAGCACAAAGUUAUCAAGUUGGAUUUGAAAAAUCAAAAAAAGUAAUCGAACCUGUAAUUGUAAUGUCUGUAUCUAGUUCUUUAGCGGAAAAUUCUAGACUAAAUGAUUUGACGUUACUUUCUAUAGAAAGGAAAAUAAGUGGACAAUUUACGGAUAAUCGGUCAGCUGUUAUUGACGAGUUUGCUGUCAUAAAUAAAAAAUAAUUGGAAUUUGUACGUUAAAAAUAUUUUAUAAAUGGACAAUACGUAUAUUGUAAGUUACGAGUAUAAUAAUUAUAAUUUUAUUUUGUAAAAUUAUCUUUUAUUCAAAUAGUUAUAAAUUGUAUUUUUUAAAUUAUCUUUUAUUCAGAUAGUUAUAAAUUUUAUUUUUUAAAUUAUCUACUAAUUUUUUGGAUUAAUGUGUUUUAAGUUAUUAAUUAGGUAUUAAAAGAGAAUAAUCAUUGAUCAUUUUAAAACUAUGGAAGGCUAAUACAAAAAUUGGUAUAAGUCUUCAUUUCCGCACUAAUGAGUAGUUUUAUAGUGGGUCAACUCAAAAAAAAAUCUUAGCUACCUCCCUGGUCGCAUUUCGUCUUCGUUCACAAACUCGAGUGCCGGUUUACUCAUCCAUUUUGUGAAACUCUCAUUGACGGAAAUCAUAUAAUAUAUUAAAUGACGCUCCGUAUUAUUUAUUUUAUUAUAAUAAUUGGUAAAUAAUUUUAGUUUUAAUUAACAUAGGAGCCCACAGAAAUUUGUCUAUGGAGAGGGAGCAAUUCUGUAUUACACAAAAUUAAUUAACAAAUAAAACUUAACAUAUACACUUUUAAUUGUUAUUGUAAUAUUGGAAUAUUAUUCCGUACAUAAAUAAAUAAUAAAUAAAAUAUGUAUGUAAACAUAAUUUUAAUUUCACUUUUUUAAUAAUAAUUAUUAAUAUUUGUUAAUCUAAGAAUUCUGAGUACAGCGAAAAAGUCACUUAUAAUACGUGGAAUUUCCGCUCUGCAGUAAUUCAUUUGAAGCUUUUUUUUAAAAAAAUUCUCAUUGAUUCCCCCCCCCCUUUCGUUCACAAUCACUUUUAAUUCAGGGGAAAACAAAUGCCUCCAAAUUGCCUAUUCCUCUGUGGACGCGUAUUAUUUAUUUAUUAUAUGUAAUUGCAUGUCGUUUUUAAUCAUAAUAUAUUAUGUUAUUUUAUUUAAUAUUUAUAUGUAGAGUGUGUAUGUAUUUUAAAUUUUAUUGUCUUCUCACCAUGCUAUAUAAAAAAUGUAUUAGUUUUCGAAUAACAAAAUUGUAUAAUAUAUUAUUACACAGCUAUUAUUAAUAGCAGAUUUUAAUUAACAAAGUUUGUAUUUGUUUUUCAACGCCUGCGUAUAUUGCACCGUGAAUGUCUGCAGUUGGUGAAUGCUGAUAGUCACCUGCGAAUGUCGUCGUACACCAAAUCAUUGGUUGGUUG
Molecule: messenger RNA, 23525 nt
Organism: Cinara cedri
Lineage: Eukaryota; Metazoa; Arthropoda; Insecta; Hemiptera; Aphididae
Source: the annotation of a GenBank genome assembly